Glycine soja is the source of this 2072-nucleotide messenger RNA. RefSeq names its product cyclin-D5-1-like. The coding region runs from base 408 to 1403 and encodes 331 amino acids. The record is from RefSeq and is a predicted model, not a curated record. Gene Ontology annotation, molecular function: cyclin-dependent protein serine/threonine kinase regulator activity. NCBI's taxonomy places the organism in Eukaryota, Viridiplantae, Streptophyta, Magnoliopsida, Fabales, Fabaceae. The transcript has 5 exons. Gene Ontology annotation, biological process: mitotic cell cycle phase transition; regulation of cyclin-dependent protein serine/threonine kinase activity. Gene Ontology annotation, cellular component: cytoplasm; cyclin-dependent protein kinase holoenzyme complex; nucleus.
GGGUAGCACGUACCAUAGCAGUACCCCAUGGACUCUUAAUAUUGGGAAGUCUGGAAUCUCCCAACAUUUUGAGAGACUUUGGGUUGGGAUGGCCUAGUCCUAAGCCUCCACACCGCACUCUUCACUCUCGCUACUUGCUAGUGUUAGUGUAUAGAGUGUAUUCCCAUACCAUACCCAUACCCAUGAUAGUACAAACACAAACACAACUCAAAACCCCGUAACCGCUAAUUAACGUCCUUAUAUAUCUCAUCUGCUUUUUUUUGGCGGCACCAAAACCGCUUCUUCCCACUCUCUCCCAUCCAUACUCUCCACUAAACCUCCCCAAACCAAAUCUCUCUCUCUAUAUUUCUUACUAUUUAGCAGUUGCAUAUUCUAAGACAAAUUAAAGUAAACUUUGAGACGUUUUAAUGGAGAGUUCUGGCACCUUCUUUUCCUUGUCUAGCCUCUUGUGUGAUGAAGUAGGAGAAGCUGGCUUCUUUGAAGACCCAGAUGAGAACCCUGGCAUUUUUUACUCUCUUGAUAACCCAUGUUUCGUUUUGGAGGAUGAAGAGCUAUAUAUUGAAUAUUUGUUCAAACAAGAAACGGGAUUUGGAUCCCAGAAUCAUCACUUGUUUGCCUCUGAUGAUCAUUCUAACAGCAGACACUGGUUACGAAGUGCCCGUGUUGAUGCCAUUGACUGGAUUUUCGAUACACAAGCGAAAUUUGGGUUCAAAGUUGAGACAGCCUAUUUAUCAGUGACUUAUUUUGAUCGGUUUCUAUCAGAGCGUUCCAUCGAUGAAUCCAAACCUUGGGCUAUUCGGUUAUUAUCCGUGGCAUGUUUAUCUCUAGCAGCAAAGAUGGAAGAGCAAAAUGUGCCUCCUCUAUCUGAGUAUCCAAUAGAAGAUUAUCGCUUUGAGAAUAAAGUAAUUAAGAACAUGGAACUGAUGAUUUUGAGUACCUUGGAUUGGAAAAUGGGAUCAGCAACUCCUUUUGCCUAUUUGCAUUACUUUGUCGGCAAGUUCUGCCCUGGAUCCAGACCACAAUCAAUAAUCACUAAAGCCAUUGAACAUAUUGUGGCCAUGAUCAAAGAUGUUAAUUUGAUGGAUCAAAGACCAUCUAUAAUUGCCUCGGCAGCCAUAUUGGCAGCUCUUGAUGCUACAUUAACAAGAAAAGCAAUGGAUCUUCGUAUAAGUGUAAUCUCAUCGUGGGGAAAUCUAGAAAGUGGACAUGUGUUUUUCUGUUACAAUCUAAUACAGGAAAAGAGGAAAAGCAAAGUUAAGACACCUUGCUCGAAUUUAAUGUCUACCAAGUCGAGCUCCACGUGUGUUCUUGAGAACCAAUCUGACACUUUUUCGGGAGCUAAGAGAAAACUUAGUUUUGAGGACAGUGAAAAUUGUGCGGGACAAAAGCUACAUCGGCCUUAGUUGUUUGCUGCACCUUGCAGAGAGUUUGUGAUCUUAAAUGAUCAAUACAGGGAAAACUGAUUGGUGUUUACUGAUUGGAUUAUAGGAUAUUUUUUCUUUCCACUGAAAAAUUUAUUAUUCUUGUUAGUUAUAGGGCUAACGAGUGUCAUCCACCAUUUUUGUGGAAUGAUUCGGUAUUGAUGAUUGGGGUUUUAUUUUCCGGUACCCAACAAAAAGUUUCAGCGAGUGACAACAAAGAAGAUAGAGAAGAAAGAAAAAAAAAGGAAGAGUAAAUAAAUAAAAUAAAAAGUGGUAAGCUUUACCCUACAGUAAGUUUGAAGAAGCUGAAUGAGAAAAUCCACAAGUCAUUAAGGCGGUGAAAUGAAAAAAAUGAGUGAAAGCCAGAAAGCUAUGUUGAGGACUAUUUGUCCAUAGUGAGUUUGGGCAGUGUUUGCUUUCUUGCUCUGUUCCUAUUACAUUACUACUUUUUUUUUCAGCUCCAUUUUUUCUUUUUUUCUUUAUUUCUUUAUCCCUUUUAUUUUUGUGAGGGGAAUUAUGUUUUUAUUUAUUUAUUUAUGUAUACGAUGAUGUCAAUAGCAACCCUACCCUAUGAUAGGGAGCUUGGGAUGCUUUCUAUGUCUUGAGAAGGCUGAAAGCCGUGGAGAAUGGGGAAUUGGUUUUGUUUGAUUU